Paraglomus brasilianum is the source of this 443-nucleotide messenger RNA. Lineage: Eukaryota; Fungi; Glomeromycota; Glomeromycetes; Paraglomerales; Paraglomeraceae. The record is from the annotation of a GenBank genome assembly.
AAAAUCUGUCAAAAGGGUUAAUCCACGUCGGAAACGGUAGUAGACAUUUUGUUACAGGGGAUGGCAUUAAUAGAAAAGAAUUAGCGACCAUGUCUCCGAGCGAGCUAGCUCCUUCAGCGUCUUUUUCAAGAUUGCGGCCCGGUCGAAAACGUAGAGCAGUUCCUAAAGAGUUAGAUUUUACAGGACAUAACCCUAUCAUGGUAGUGGAGCAUCUGAAAAAACGAAGAACGGCAGAAGAAGGCGCAGAAUACGAAGAGAAACAGCUUUCUGUCAUGUUAGAAAAGUCGGCCAAUAUUGUAGAUGAGUGUAAAACUGUAAAUUAUGGUAUUGGCAGAGAAAAGCUUGCACAAAUGACUACAGAGGAAUUGAGAGAUUACGCCAAAUUCUUUGCAACGGCAUUAGCCAAAAUUAAUCUCAACCAAUCUAACAACUGCAACUCUUAA